Messenger RNA from Cricetulus griseus (Chinese hamster), 471 nucleotides. The record is from RefSeq and is a predicted model, not a curated record. NCBI's taxonomy places the organism in Eukaryota, Metazoa, Chordata, Mammalia, Rodentia, Cricetidae.
UUCCUGGUCUCUUCAGGAAUGAAAGUCACUGCUGUAUUCAUUGUUUUCAUCUUCUGCUGGACAACCUCCACCCUCAGCAGCUUCUGGCAGUUCCAGAGGAUGGUCAAACACGUCACAGGGCGCAGCGCCUUCUUCUCCUAUUACGGAUACGGCUGCUAUUGUGGGCUUGGGGGCAGAGGGAUCCCUGUGGACGCCACAGACAGGUGUUGCUGGGCUCACGACUGCUGCUACCACAAGCUGAAGGAGCAUGGCUGCCAGCCCAUCUUGAAUGGCUACCAGUUCAAUAUUGUCAACGGGAGUGUGGCCUGUGGAUGUGCCCUGAGUGGCAGCUGCCUCUGCGGGCAGAAGGCCUGUGAGUGUGACAAGCAGUCUGUGUACUGCUUCAGGAAGAACCUGCACAGCUACGAGAAAACCUUCAAGCAGGUCUUCCUCAAUAGGCCCCAGUGUGGCAGACGCAAACUCCGAUGCUAG